Messenger RNA from Marchantia polymorpha subsp. ruderalis, 908 nucleotides. The record is from the annotation of a GenBank genome assembly. NCBI's taxonomy places the organism in Eukaryota, Viridiplantae, Streptophyta, Marchantiopsida, Marchantiales, Marchantiaceae.
CUGGUUGUCGUUGAGGCUUGAACCAAUUUGAGCAUAGAGAAAGUGUGAGCAGGUGCCAUCCUAAACCAGCGCAAAGGAUUUUGUGGAAAUUUUUUUCAUGAUCUCAUGUUGAUGUCAUGCCGUAAGUUCGAUAUCACGAUGAUGAAAUUUGGCGCGAUCCCAGUCUAUGUCAAGAGAAUCAUCAUUGUCGAGCUAUUUAUUCUCCUCGUCAUCGUGGGAUAUUUUGGUACAACAGCAGGAGACUCAUUUAUCGAAUCAAAGGAUUUUGGAGUUUCCGAAGAUAUACUGAGAAGUUCACAUUCUGGAUUUGCUCCUCUAGAUGUUUUCAUCAUGAAGCCUUUUGCAGUCCAAGGGCAACAAUAUCAUAGUCGAAGGAGACUGACACAAGCCGAGAGACUGCCACCAUCCGACGCUGUGGCAGAACCAUCGAAUUACCGAAAAUCGCCACCCAUUCUAAGGUAGAGAUAAAUCUUGCGCUCUGGUCAAAGAACUUUAGAAAGCGCUGCACAAGCUACUGGAUUAUGUAGCACAUUGUACUUCUUACAGUACCUAAAGACAAUUUUCUACAUCGGUGUACUGUGCUCUCGAAAAGCCGAAAUUCCUCCAAGGUGCGCCAUGAAGGGAAUGGUUCCAGCUUUGAAACGUGGUUUCUUCUGCUCCAUGUAGUGGGUCUCAGUGUGUUGACAAGCUGGUGCCUCAUUUGGCAUGUUAGUGGGUAGCUUCACACUUAUCGGAUUGAAAUUAUUUUUACAUCAAAAGUGUACAAAAUUCAAUUUUUUUUCUGUUCAAUCAGAGAACCUUGUUGAAGUACUUCAUCAGCCUGCUUUUCAAGAUAUACCUUGACAUUUACUCAGGCUCCGCUUGAAUCAACGUGUGUAAUAUAUCUCACAUGUAAUCAUGAUAUGAUA